Venturia canescens is the source of this 5459-nucleotide messenger RNA. It is a transcript of the gene stau, whose product is annotated as double-stranded RNA-binding protein Staufen. The transcript has 8 exons. Gene Ontology annotation, biological process: protein localization to synapse; anterograde dendritic transport of messenger ribonucleoprotein complex; germ cell development. The record is from RefSeq and is a predicted model, not a curated record. Lineage: Eukaryota; Metazoa; Arthropoda; Insecta; Hymenoptera; Ichneumonidae. Gene Ontology annotation, cellular component: neuron projection; plasma membrane; cytoplasmic stress granule. Gene Ontology annotation, molecular function: mRNA binding; double-stranded RNA binding. Bases 851 to 3523 code for a protein of 890 amino acids.
UAUCUAAUUUGCGGUAACUUUCGAGUUGAACAAAAAUCAGCAACGAUAUAUGAAUGUACAGUACGGAAACUAUAAGUUUUUUGGUACUUAUCACAGAGAGUAUAGAAAGCAAUUGAAAUAUCAAUAAAAAAAAAAAAAUUUCCCAAUUCACGUUAUUUCACAUUUAUCUUUUUAGUAACUUUGUGAUUGCAAGUUUUUUGAAAUGUCCAGUAUGCUUUAAAUAUGUACCUCGAGCCAAAAAUUUAAAUACACAGUUACGAUUGCAGAUGGUCUUUUACAAUUUCUAACAUUGCAGAAGUAAUCUUUCAAUACAAAUAAAUAUGUAAAUAUGAUUAAUUAGCUUAAUGAUGUUCGACACAGUGGACGAUUGUUGACUACGGUAGUAAAGUCUCGGAAUCAAGAUGGCCGCAUUUUGGUCCAAGGAAGAGUGAGAUUAUUCGUUGGGUGCUUAAAAAGGAACAAUAGCCGUGUCUACGGGUGUGUAUGUGUGCGCGUGUGUGUGUGUGUGGUUUUUUUGAAUUAUAUUUGUUAUCCUAACCCGCAAAAUAAACAAAUCAAGCAGUUACAAGUUAUGGGCGAAUAGCGAAAACGGGAGUGAGGCGAAAUUACUGCCGCGAGAAGACGAAAAAAAUCGCAAAUCCCGCCCAUCUUCCAUUGCAGCUGACUUUUACACCAUCGCUAGCCCGGAGAUUUCACUCCUUUCAUUACGUUCCGUGCAGAUAAGGCACGUUUUUUUAAAUAUUCAUUUUCCAAUUAUUAACGUAUUACGACUUUUAGAAUAUUGUUAUUUUAUCAUUACGAAGGUGACUGAGUAUACAGCAGUACGGUUGUAUUUGGGCAACGUGGUUCGAUGCAAAAUCAACUAAGAGAGAACAAAUUCGUAUCAAACAUGAUGAUGGGUGGACCGGUGCGUCCGAUGCAACCGUCGAACAUGGUACCGCCUCAUCAAGCUCAACACAUGCAUGCUGCUGCUCAUAGAACCCCGCAACAAAUGCAGCAUCAACAAAUCUUGUCGAUGCAUCACAUGCAACAUUCCAUACCGCCUGGAAGUAAUCCACGGCAGCCUGUGUUAAUGAGCGUUAACGCUCAAAAUUCCAAUGGGAGUUACAUCUCGAAAAUAAGCGUCGUGUGCCUCUUACUGGUACUUCUAAGUGGUGUCGAUGCUAAAGAUCAUCAAGCGAUGUUUAACAUAAGUACUGACAUUUUGGAGCAAAUGCUUGGACCAAGCGGGUGCAUCGAAGGUAAAAUGGUAACGAUUGGUCUUAAUCGUCAAAUGGAACCAAAUGCACAAAUGGUAGCUCAUCCGAGUCAAAUGUUACAACAGCAACGAUAUCAGCAGCAAACACCGUUACAACAGCCUCAACAACAAAAGCAGCAGCACCAACAGCUGAACACGUCACAACAAACUAGUACGGAACAGAAGAAAGUAUCAUCGAAUCAGGAGGACAAUGAUGGUGUUGAUGAAAGGGACGAGAGUCCAUCGAGUCGUCCGUUGAAUCCAAAUCCGGCUAACGUAACGAGUGCAGUUUUGGCAAACAUGAAAGAAAAAACUCCGAUGUGUCUGGUUAAUGAACUCGCUAGGUUCAACAAAUUACAACAUCAAUAUAGACUCACGAAUGAACAGGGUCCAGCGCAUAAAAAAAGAUUCACCGUCACUCUGAAACUCGGCGAAGAAGAAUAUGUUGCUGAAGGACAAAGUAUUAAAAAAGCUCAACACAGCGCUGCCACCGAAGCUCUUACGACUACGUGGUACAGGCAUCCGCCACCAAAACCUACGAGGGCUAUGAGAGUCGGUCAUCUUGGGAAAGGGUCAUCGGCAACGGGAAACUUGCCGCCGACCGUUGAAUUGAAUUCUUUAGCUAUGAAACGUGGUGAACUUACGGUUUAUACAAUAAGAAAUGCACCACCGGCGACGCCGCAACCUUUUUUUCAACCUGGUUUCGGCAUAAGACCACCGCGUCUGUUUAAUCCGCACUUUCCCCAAUUUGCUCCUGGCUUUACACCAAAACGAGAGAAAUUAUAUCUCGUUACGCUCAAGGUGGGUGAUCGAGAAUUUAUCGGUCGAGGAGCAACGGGUCAAGCGGCUCGACACGAUGCAGCAAGUCGUGCUCUGGAGCAAUUGAAACAACUGCCAAUACCGGAGGAAUGCCCGAAUGCAGGUAACACUGGAAGCAGCGGUGGAGGCGGGGCCGGGACGGUCGGCUCAACGAGCGGAAGCGGUAAAACGAUCGUAGAGAACGGUGUUGGUACAUGCAGCACUACCGAAGAUCCGAGCGCGGAGAUAAAAAGUCCAGUAUCAUUGGUGCAUGAGACAGCGUUGAAGCGAGGUUUACCGGUAAGUUUCAAAGUCGUUUCGGAGACCGGAAAACCACAUAUCCGUACCUUCACGACGCAAUGUACGGUCGGCGAUAAGGAAACAAUUGGCGAGGGUUCCUCCAAGAAAGUAUCGAAAAAAAAUGCAGCGGAAUUAAUGCUCGAAGAGCUUAAAAGGUUGCCACCGUUGCCAACCACGGUAACCGUACGUUCAGCCGGCAUGAAACGUAAGCCUUCGAAUACGAAGAAACCUCGGCGAAAUCUGAUACGCGAUAAUCAAGGCCCACGUACGGAUUCCGAUAACACCGAAGAAGUUGAUCCCAUUUCCCGCCUCGUGCAGAUACAACAUUCGAAACGGGAGAGAGAACCAAUUUAUAGGCUCGUUGAAGAGAAAGGCGGGCCCCGAAGACGCGAAUUUCUCAUGGAAGUUACUAUAGGACAAUUUUCCGCACAAGGUAUUGGCUCGAAUAAAAAAUUGAGUAAAAAGGCUGCCGCGGAAGCACUCCUCGCUCAAUUAGGCUAUAGCAAACCAGCUCAGCCACAACCUACGAAACCUUCGAUAAAAUCUACCUCCAAAGACUCAAACAAUUCGGAAAAUCGAGGCAACGACGGAAAUUCUGGAAAAUUACGAAAAGUCACUUUUCUUGAAGAUGAACAAAUAAAUAAUAAAGAAAAUCAACAACAAACUAUCGUCGGCGGAGGUGGUGGACGGCAGUUGGCACCAGGACUAUUACUUGUCGAUCCUGCCGGGCAACAAGACUCUAAACUCUCCGGUAAUGGCGGUGGUAAUUCCGUUCGUGAUAAUUUACAAAACAAUCAGAACGGGCCUACGCUACAAGCUGUUGCUGAUGCACUCAGGGGUCAACAGAAUAAUCAACAAACUACCAAUGGCCUGUCGCCCAAGGAUCAGUUGAUGUAUCUUGCCCAACUUCUCAACUUUAAAGCUACUUUCGUCGAUUUCCCAAAGGCCUCGUACAAUCGCUGUCUCUCGUUGGUUUCCCUGAGUACGGAUCCACCCCAAGUAUGUCACGGCAGUGGAUCGACGGUGAAUGAAAGUCGUAAUCAGGCUGUGCUGACAGCACUCCGAACACUCGGAAAAUUGGGUCUCGACACGAGUGCCAAACCCGAGAAGGAAAUAUUGCCGGAUGAUGCGAUCGAGAUACACGAUCAAACAAAAAAAGUCGUUAUUAAUCAACCGAUCGACAAGUAAUAUUAUUCUUUUUUGACACACAUAAAAUUUGUCAUACGAGUAUUCGAAUAUGAGAUCCUCGUAACAUGGUCCUUGAAUUUUAUAUUUUAUUUUCUAUUGCAUCUUUCAAUUACGGAUUAAUUGACAAAUUUAUGUUUACUGCUGUGCGAUUAUGAAAAUUUACCACUAUCAUCUUAUUAUUUCGGUAAACCGAAAUUUCCCGUCUCCAUGCUGGACGAAAAAGCGACCUCCUGAAAUUAUCGCGUACUCUCAAUAGAACGAUUGCAACGCGAGAAAAAUGAAUUAUUUUAUAGUUUAGGAAAUUCAAUGUACCUACGUCGUAGUUCGCGAAUGUUCUGCGUUUUUGCUUGCAGUUUGAGUUAUACACUUUUUAUUUUUAUUUUUAUUUUUUCAUUCGUGAACGUAUAUACAUCAAGUUUAUAUGUUCAUGAAGCUUCAUUGGUAACAAAAAUUGCGAUGAAUCCCUUGCAAACCACGUGCGCGCGCAUUAUUAAUACGAAUACGAAUAUAUGACACUAGAUUUAAGCUAAAUUCAUUGAAGAAAUCAAUUUUUUGUUCCCAUUUUUCGUAUGUGUUUUCUCCAAUUGGAAAACACAUUUAUUUAUAUUCAAUUUGAUGAUAAUUCGUCAGUUUUAAUGAACGCGCGCCGUCUAUCGAUUGACGAUUGGCUGAAAAUCGCCUAGCUUUAAGGUAUUUUUCAAAGGGAUCACAAGUUCGUGAUUGAUCCUUGAACAUUUCUUGUAUUUGCUUAUUUAUCUUCUCUCCUCCUCUCUCUCUCUCUCUCUUGCUCUCUCGCUCGAUUAGCUUCUAUGUGUAAGCCUGUAGAAAGUAGUUUACGUUUUAUGAAAAAGCGUCUGUGAAAACAAAAGAUAAAAAAAAACCAAAAGUGUCGAAAACAAAAAAUAACCGAGGUUUAAUGAGAUUGUUGGCUGACGAAAAUAUGGAAGAAUGUUUUUCAAGUCUAUAUUGUUACGGUUUGAGUAAAAUGGGAGUGACGAGUUGAACGGAAGACUUUUGGUUCUUCUGAUUGAAAGAAAAUGCAAAAAAACGAAAAAAAAAAAAAAAAAUAGUUGUAGCGUAGACACGUACGAGAUAAUGAAAAAUUUUAUUUCCAUAGUUUUGGAGAGGGAGAGAAGCAAGGGAAGCGAAUCGAACUUGAAAAUAAGCAGGAUAAAGUAUUAAAAAAAUGAAAAGAAAAAAAAACAACGUUCUUUGCGGUGUUCGAACCGUUAGUAUUCGUCGUUUCUCUGUUCCGCGACACUCGCCGAGAUCUCGAAUACACCGAAGUAACUAUAAUGUAAAUGCAGUCUGCUUCUUAAUAUACAUAUAGUUUCAGCGGCGAUUCGACCAACCCGACUGUGUAUUAGUUCUCGUUUGUAUAUUAAUUAAAAUGACGAAUGUCGAAGUGAACUGAGAUAACGUUAAAAAGUAAAAAAAGAAAAAAACGUAAAGAUGCGAAAAGGAAAUGAGUGGUACACGGAAUACUGAGAUAUUUGAGAUUUAAUGCUGAACCAGGCGUUGGAUCCCUUUUAGUCUUAAAUUCGUGUAGUAAUAAAUUUUUUAUUUUUUCGUUCUUCCGUUUCAAAAUGUACAAAUUGUGUUUUUUGCCACGUAAGAUUUUCAAAAGCGAUAAAACUGAAAAAGAAAAAACAGAGAGUCGUUAGCAAAAGCGCAACGAGUAGUAUCCUCAAAGAAAAAGGAAUAAAAUUACGCUACUCGCCCAUUAUUUGUUGAAUAAGUUUAAUUAUUAAAGUUGAAUGGAUAAAGAUUUAAAAAAUAGGAAAACAACGACGGCAGCAGCGCCUCGCGUAUCGUAAAAUUUACCAAACUUACCGUCGGUAUCUUCUUUAACAUCCGAUGAGAAUAUUCAUUCGGUUCCCAAUUAUAUUUGCGGUUGUUCAUUUCGUCAAUAAAUACCGAAAAUGUUAUAAUUAUA